This is a messenger RNA of Dacryopinax primogenitus, 510 nucleotides long. RefSeq lists its product as uncharacterized. Bases 1 to 510 code for a protein of 169 amino acids. The transcript has 3 exons. Lineage: Eukaryota; Fungi; Basidiomycota; Dacrymycetes; Dacrymycetales; Dacrymycetaceae. The record is from RefSeq and is a predicted model, not a curated record.
AUGGUCGAGUUCUAUGACAGCCCAGUUCUUAUCUUUCUCUUCUAUUAUUACAGUGCCGAAGCUGGAAGCUCGUCCACUUCUCUUCCUGCCAAACAGCAAGCGAACCACGCCUCUGUUAGCACUCAGACAGAGGAGAGUGAGCCUCCGAGGGAACCUGAUGACGAUACUAGUAAAGACAUCGACGCCCUGCAUGCUGUGGUCUGCGGAGCUCAAACUCGUCUCCAUCAGCUCUCUCGCGAGCUUGAGAACAGACGGUCUCAAGCCCAGGAAUCUAUCCAGAAGCGGAAAGGACUGCUGUCUCAGAUGGAAAAGGAACGUGCGGCGAAAGGGAAGGGCAAGAAGCGGGCUCUGACGCCUGAUGCGGAGGAAGAAACGUAUCGUGAGUACUUGAAGACCAAGCUUAAGCGGUACGAGGACGAGAAGGAGAAAAUCAGGGAGGGGAUCGUUAAGAUCCAGAAGGAAAACAAGGUGUUCGAUCAGGCACUGCAGGAGAUGCUUGAGAAAGAUUAG